UGUAAUUUGAUGUUUUUUUUUUCUUUCUUUCAGUGAUGUCAUGUAAGUUACACCAAGCUGAAUGAGUAAUAUUCAGGAAUGUACGUAUGUAGUGCGGUUUAUUUAUUUAUUUCACAUACAUACAUAUACGCUUUUUUCAGCAGAUAAUUUUCUCCGUGCGAUUCGUAACGUCGUUUGUGUACGCGUAUUGGUGUUAGUCUGUGUGUAUGCGUAGUUACAUGCAGGCAGGCAGAGGCACUAUCCACAAUGGAAUAAUAACGUCGACAAAGGAAAUAAUCUCUUAAUUUAAGCUAAAUUAGUUCUAGGAUGUGGGCAUCACAUAUAAACUCGAUUGAGAUUCAUUAAGAGUUAGUAUGCGGUCAAAUGUCGUCGGCUGAAACCGUCCGUUGCGUGCGUUUUCUCUCCUCCUGGUUUCAAACUCGCUCACGCCUCCCCCACAUCCAACAUCAACAACUCCAUCCUCAUCACCACGAUGCACACGCAGACGAUGAUUCGAACGAAACGCGCGAGAUGAUUCGAAACUCAUGGUCCCCUUAUUCUGAAAUUAUCUGCUGCGACCCCUGACCCUCGAUACGAGAUUAGGCUUGUGACCCUCUCGCUGUGGAGAAUACACGAUAAAUAUAUACAAACACAGCAGCAGUCGCCAACGCGUUUCUUUUUUACUUAACCAGAACGUGUCCAUCCAUGAAUACUUUCGAUCAAGGAUGUGCGUAAAGAAGAAGUACGACCAAAGAAGUUCCCAAAAACGGAUUACUAAAAUUAAAUGGAUUUGUCUGAAUAUUUGAAGUUGGGUCUGAAGGAUCUUUGCAAGGCAAAGCAAACAAGUAGAGUUGUGCAGAUCAGACAUUUAAGACAGCAGAACAGAGAUAAAUACAUGAUGUCUCAAAGGCAGAUAGUGGAAUCAGUUGAGAAUACUCCAGAAGUGAAGGCCAAAGUUAGGAGACCAAUUUUAAAGCAGCCUGUAAUUGAAGUUGAGCAACCUAAAGUCAAUAAAAGGAUGGAAGCUCUGUUAUUGUGGAGGGCAGAGAAAGCUAAGAAGAUGGAAAUGGAGAAGAAUUCAAACAAAUCGAAACCAGUGUUUAAGGUUUCAAAAGUGGUGGCUCAGACGAAAUUGGAAGACAUCUAUCCAAAAAAAGCGAGUCAGACACCAAGCUUUGUAGGAUCCACGCACAGUUUUAAACCGCCAAAGAAUAUCAAACCAAUUGCUAUACAUCAAACAACAAUCUCUCAGAAUACCAGAAGCAAAACUCAAACAUCAAAAAGCAAAAAUGAUACUGCAAUAAAAAAAGCGCCAAUAAAAAGAACUGUAACUGCUAGAGCUAAGGAUACUAAAGGCAAAACUAAUAAUAAAAUUUUAGAUAAGAUUAUUGAAUUUGGAGAUGCCCUUAAAGUGUCAACUGCAAUAAAUACUCUACCUGAGAUAAUAGUGGGAAUGGAAGAAUCACCAAAGAAAAUGAACAAAACUCCUAAUCGGAGUACAAGGAUGAAGAAAUCGCGAAAGAACAGGGAAAACGAAACUCCGAAACAUCCAUCAAAGAAACGUAACACUGAAACAACAACACCCAAGGAAAAUACUCUUCAAGUAAUGGAGGUUACUCCUCAAAAAAGUCCGAACGAAUUGCCGAACAACGAGGUGGUAUAUGUUAGUCCAUUUGUGACUAUCGCCAGAGGAAAGAAAAUGGCGAGAGAUGAGUAUAAAAGUAGGUCUUCGAUGGGUGGCAUUCUAGCCGGAUCACCGGAUUUCACAGGCCCAAAAGCUGCAGCGAAAUACUUUUAUAAUUUAAAAGCUGAACAGAUCGUAAGAUUGCAAGGGCUUAUUGAAGAAUGGACAAAAUAUUCGGAACACGAAGAUCUUCCUGAAGGAGCAGAGGAUAUUAUAAACGCAACGAUUGGUCAAACGAAUUUGCUCUUGAAUAAGAAGAUGGAACGUUUCCAGCAGCUAAUAGAUAACUGCGAGAAUCAAAAUACCGACCCUUUGGUGAACGCCACCGACUUGCACGGUUAUUGGGACGUGGUUACUAUACAAGUAGACUCGAUCGAUAAGAGGUACGAAAAUCUUGUGAGAAUGAGGGACAAUGGCUGGGAAGAGAUAUUACCUAUACCAAAGAGGGUGGAGGAAGUCGCAGUUCCACGACCCAAAAAGAAGGUGGCUGUGAAGAAGAAGAAGACUGAUGCACAGGGAAGCUCGAAGUUAAGAGGUGCAAUUCGAUUGGCCAGACAGAAACAGCAGAUGGCCUCGUCCGAAGGAAGCAAUUGCUUUGACGGUGGUUUCUUCAGCAUACAAUCUCCUAAAAAAUCGCCGGCGAAGACUAGGAAAAGUUUGCUAAAGUCCGUACUCUCAUCGGCCAAAGGCACGCCGAAACAUUCGCCCGGUCUAAUGAUGAUGAAGGUUGCACAUAAUAUUAAAUCAAUAAAGAAAGAUACCGAUUCUGGGAGCAAAUCAACUGGAAAGAAACUCAAGACUGUUUUGUUCGCUGAUGAAGUGAUGGACUGCAAUGGAUCUUCGACCGAAGAAGAUAAAGAAAACUUAGAAGAGAUUACCGCCAAACAAGAAACUCCCCGUAGUAAACGACAAUCCGUUAGAUUGAGUAGUCGUAGUAAACUAUUUUAAUCAACGAGGCCAUUCUGGGAAUAAUCGAAACGAUAAGAAUAUAUACGUUUUGUUUUUCUCUCCCUAUUUAUUACCAAUCUUAUUUUAAUGCUGUAAUUAGAAGUUAUUUGAUACGUUAUGCAUUCACGCGUUCCCAAUUUUAUGCUCUACUUUCAAGUGAUGUUUUUCAAUUUAGGUUUUUAAAAUUUCCAUUAUUUUUUAU
Messenger RNA from Nicrophorus vespilloides, 2813 nucleotides. RefSeq names its product guanylate kinase-associated protein mars (gene mars). Bases 764 to 2611 code for a protein of 615 amino acids. Gene Ontology annotation, cellular component: nucleus; cytoplasm; spindle pole centrosome. The record is from RefSeq and is a predicted model, not a curated record. The transcript has 8 exons. NCBI's taxonomy places the organism in Eukaryota, Metazoa, Arthropoda, Insecta, Coleoptera, Silphidae. Gene Ontology annotation, biological process: mitotic spindle organization; signaling; centrosome localization. Gene Ontology annotation, molecular function: microtubule binding.